AGCUUGACCCCUCUGCUUGGUCAACCUCGAACCAAACAGAAGCAGACAAUCCAAUCUGAGCCGAAUACUGCGCGGCCGACCUCAACAACCACAAAAUACUCUUCGCAUCAGUUACCGACCACGGAAGUGGUAAAAGCAGAUAAUCAAGCUGGGGAAGCGAAAACUGUCCGGCGGGGAUCAUCCAUCUUCCCUCAAGAAGACCAUGGCGGACCCAUCGCAAGGCCAGGUCGACCUGGUCACCAGGAUGCAGGUCGACGACUCGGUUGUCAGCGCCGUCGCCACCGGCGAGAUCGACGAGUCCCUCUACAGUCGCCAGCUCUACGUCUUGGGCCACGAGGCCAUGAAGCGCAUGGGCGCGUCCAACGUCCUCAUCUCUGGCCUCAAGGGCCUUGGAGUCGAGAUCGCCAAGAAUGUUGCCCUCGCGGGUGUAAAGAGCUUGUCUCUCCACGACCCGGCACCUGUUGCCAUCGCUGACCUCUCUUCACAAUUCUUUCUUCGACCCGAAGAUGUUGGCAAACCACGAGACCAGAUCACUGCCCCGAGGGUUGCUGAGCUCAAUCAAUACACACCCGUCAAGGUUCAUGAGUCUGCCAGCCUCACGGACGACCUCUCGCAGCUUGACAAGUAUCAAGUAGUGGUACUCACAAACGCGCCGCUGGUGUCGCAAAAGGCCGUUGGUGAUUACUGUCAUUCCAAGGGCAUCUACUUUAUCGCCGCGGAUACCUUUGGUCUUUUCGGUGCCCUCUUCUGCGACUUUGGCGAGAAGUUCACGGUGAUAGAUUCAACCGGUGAGAACCCGCUAAACGGCAUGGUCAACGGGAUUGACGAGGAGGGCCUUGUUACCACAUCCGACGAUGCCAGGCACGGGCUGGAAGACGGCGACUAUGUCACCUUCACCGAGGUUCAGGGUAUGGAAGGCCUCAACGGUUGCCAGCCACGAAAGAUUACCGUCAAGGGCCCUUACACCUUCUCGAUUGGCGACGUCUCAGGGCUCGGUACAUACCAGCGUGGUGGUCUCUACCAACAGGUCAAGAUGCCCAAGAUUAUCGACUUCAAGAGCUUUAGCGAAUCUCUUGCCGAUCCCGAGUUUGUCUUCUCCGACUACGCGAAGUUUGAUCGCCCUCAACAGCUGCAUGUCGGAUUCCAAGCACUACACGCUUUUGCUCAGACACACGGCCGCUUGCCGCGACCAAUGAACGCCGAGGACGCCAUUGUGGUCGCAAACUCUGCCAAGGAGUUUGCCAAGGCUAGUGGUAUCGAGGUUGAGUUUGACGACAAGCUUCUCACCGAGUUGAGUUACCAGGCUUCGGGCGACCUCAACCCCAUGGCUGCUUUCUUUGGAGGCAUCACAGCGCAAGAGGUUCUCAAGGCCGUGUCAGGAAAGUUCCACCCGGUCAAGCAAUGGCUCUACUUUGACUCUCUGGAGUCGCUUCCUACCAAUAUUCCCCGUACAGAAGAACUCUGCCAGCCGAUCAACUCUCGAUACGAUGGGCAAAUUGCAGUCUUUGGUAAGGCUUACCAGGAUAAGGUUGCAAACAUGAAGCAGUUCCUGGUCGGAGCCGGCGCUAUCGGCUGUGAAAUGCUAAAGAACUGGGCAAUGAUCGGGCUCGGCACUGGCCCGGAGGGCAAGAUCGUUAUCACCGAUAUGGACUCCAUUGAGAAGAGCAACCUGAACCGCCAGUUCCUCUUCCGCGCCAAGGAUGUCGGUCACAUGAAGAGUGACUGUGCCGCCAAGGCUGUUCAGGCCAUGAACCCGGAGCUGGAGGGCCACAUUCUCUGCCUGAAGGACCGCGUUAGCGCAGACACGGAGCACAUCUUCAACGAGGAUUUCUGGAACAGCUUGGACGGAGUCACCAACGCAUUGGACAACGUGGAGGCGAGGACGUACGUUGACCGCCGUUGUGUCUUCUUCCACAAGUCGCUACUGGAGAGCGGUACUUUGGGUACCAAGGGUAACACGCAGGUUGUCCUGCCAAACCUGACCGAGUCUUACUCGUCAUCGCAAGAUCCUCCCGAGCAGUCCUUCCCCAUGUGCACACUCAGGAGCUUCCCCAACAAGAUUGAGCACACAAUCGCAUGGGCUCGCGAGCUUUUCGACUCGAGCUUCAUCCGUCCUGCUGAGACCGUCAACCUGUACCUGACCCAGCCUAACUACCUGGAGUCGACACUGAAACAGGGUAACGAGAAGCAGACCUUGGAGAUGUUGCGGGACUCCCUGACCAAGGAUAGGGCCAUGUCAUUUGAGGACUGCGUCAUCUGGGCGCGUGGUCUGUUUGAGAAGAACUACAACAAUGCCAUCAAGCAGCUCCUUCACAACUUCCCCAAGGACUCGGUAUCUUCCACUGGCACGCCAUUCUGGUCUGGUCCCAAGCGUGCCCCCGACCCAUUAGCAUUUGACCCCUCGAACCCCACCCACUUUAUGUUUGUGGUCGCGGCGGCCAACCUCCACGCCUUUAACUACAACAUCAACGUGAAGGAUAAGUCCAAGCAGGACUACCUCGAUGUACUGUCCAAUAUGAUCAUCGAGGAGUUUGAGCCUGACCCAACGGUCAGGAUUCAGGCUGAUGAGAAGGAGCCCGACCCCAACGCUGGUGCAGGCGCUUUCGAUGACACGGCGGAAAUCAACAACAUCGUCAAGGAGCUCCCCUCGCCCAAGGACUUGGCAGGCUUCAAGUUGACUCCGGUGGAGUUUGAGAAGGAUGAUGAUACCAACUACCACAUUGAUUUCAUCACUGCAGCCAGCAAUCUGCGCGCCGAGAACUACAAGAUUGAGCAGGCAGACCGCCACAAGACCAAGUUCAUUGCAGGCAAGAUCAUUCCGGCCAUUGCAACCACAACGGCACUUGUGACGGGUCUGGUUGUUUUUGAGCUGUACAAGAUUAUCGACGGCAAGGACGACAUCGAGCAGUACAAGAACGGCUUUAUCAACCUGGCGCUGCCAUUCUUUGGCUUCAGCGAGCCGAUUGCAAGCCCCAAGGUUGAGUACAAGGGUCCCAACGGCGAAAAGGUGAAGUUGGACAAGAUCUGGGACCGCUUCGAGAUUGGUGACGUGACGCUGAAGGAGCUGAUUGAUGACUUUGAGAAGCGCGGUCUCAGCAUCACCAUGCUGAGCUCUGGCGUCAGUCUUCUUUAUGCUUCAUUCUUCCCGCCUGCCAAACUCAAGGAACGGUACAGCAUGAAGCUUAGCCAGUUGGUGGAGCACAUCUCAAAGAAGCCCAUCCCAGAGCAUCAGAAGGAGGUCAUCUUUGAGGUUGUCACGGAGGAUGCAGAUGGCGAGGAUGUCGAGGUUCCAUAUAUCAAGGUCAAGAUCCGAUAGAGGAUUGUAGCAAAGAUAUUGGCUUGUAUACUCGAUUUAGACUUGAUCAGUUUUGACGGUCUUGGGGCGUUAGCACAGAAUUUGUUUAUUAGUUUUACGAUAGCUUGUUAUCUUUCAAGUGGGUCGGUUUUUGGUCUUUUUUGUGGUUUCUCUGUCUUUCCUGUCUAUCUAGGUACCUACCUCUAGACAGGUAUCUAUGGUGAGCAAGCGUGACAUGUAUUAGGUGGAAUAAGAUGGAGCGGCAGAAGAAGAGGCGCAGAGUGUUGGUGGGGCAAAAGUCACUUUUGUCUACCUAGAUUAGUUGCAUGUUUCCAUACUGUGACUGAAUUGAGGCAGAUUCCUCACCAAGAUAGACCCUGCGAGGGGUCACAGUCAGCUACCACUGUGAAACAUUUUGUAAGAGGGGCGAAUAAC
This is a messenger RNA of Pyricularia oryzae 70-15, 3730 nucleotides long. Its product is annotated as ubiquitin-activating enzyme E1 1. The record is from RefSeq and is a predicted model, not a curated record. Bases 203 to 3316 code for a protein of 1037 amino acids. Lineage: Eukaryota; Fungi; Ascomycota; Sordariomycetes; Magnaporthales; Pyriculariaceae. The transcript has 4 exons. Gene Ontology annotation, cellular component: cytoplasm; SUMO activating enzyme complex. Gene Ontology annotation, biological process: protein sumoylation. Gene Ontology annotation, molecular function: SUMO activating enzyme activity.